CCUGCUGCUAGUCUGGCACAGUGGGUUUGGCAGCGCGCAGGAAAGGAGGACGCACUUUACGCACGAGUCCUGCUCGCGAUUGUAAGCGUUUGGAGAACUGUGAUAGCAGAGAGGAGAAGCUUGUUCUCAUGGUGGGUCCUUCAUCUGGCCGUCGAGGAGAGCGCGGUGAAGUGCUGGCCUGUUGAAUGUCACCUCCUGUCACCAUGGAUUACGGACGGACCGCGGCUCCUCCGGUGCCCCCACACAACCCCGUCUCCGCCCGGCAGGGGCAGGCGCAGGAGCGGCUGCUGAAGUGCAUCCUGCUCGGAGACGGAGCGGUGGGCAAAACGAGCCUGGUGGUCAGCUAUACGACAAACGGCUACCCAACCAAAUAUGUCCCCACUGCGUUUGAUGACUUCUCAGCUGUGGUUCAGGUGGAUGGAAACCCGGUGAGACUGCAGUUGUGCGACACCGCAGGACAGGAUGAGUUUGACAAACUCCGCCACUUCUGCUACAGCCGGACUGACGCCCUGCUGCUCUGCUUCAGCGUGGUCAGCCCCGCCUCCUUUCAGAACGUCUGGGAGAAGUGGGUCCCGGAGAUCCGCCGCCGCUGCCCCCUCACGCCCAUCCUCCUCGUUGGCACACAGUGCGACCUGCGGCAGGAUGUCAAAGUGCUGAUCGAGCUUGCGAGGCGGAGGGAGAGGCCGGUGCCGGAGGAAGACGCCAGGGCGCUGUCGGAAAAAAUCGGGGCCGUGACGUACAUCGAGUGCUCGGCGCUGACGCAGAAGAAUCUGAAGGAGGUGUUUGACGCGGCCAUCGCUGUGGGGCUGCGGCACUCUGACAGGAGAGCCAGGCGGGAGAGGAAAGUCCGCAGCACGGCCGACAAGAUGAAAAUGCUCUCCAAGUCCUGGUGGAAGAAAUAUGUGUGCGUCCAGUAAGGAGGGAGGAGACGAUCCCCCUGUGACUGAUGCUAAGACUGGAACUGCUGACUUAUUGGCAGGGACUGAGCCGGAUGUGAGGACUGCAUUUGCGUUCACCUGGACCACCCCAGAUGUGGCGGCCAGAAUGACUUUAAUUCAGUGGAGCAAUAGCUCAGCAGAGGCUUAGUGUGUCUGCCUGGGCUGCAGGCUUGUUCCAGGUUUGGGAUAUUUUCAGUUUGACCAGACUUUGACCCUUUGUUGAUGCCUGAAAGACAGAAAGCAUAAGGCUGUAACCACUGUCCGCUCCUCAGAGCCAGUCUGAACUGUCUGAAAUAUGACUGUAACCAGCAUUCAACCAAAAAUUAUGGAGCUAAUAAAGUUUUAUGGCACAUGGACUGCAUAUCAUACUGGACGCGUCCAAAGGAAAUGUGAGCUGACUCGGUGGGGAGGUGCUCAGACGGUGAUGAUAUCUACUCAAAGUAUACUCCUCGUACGUUUCUGAUUUGAUACCCUUCUUUAACAAAGUGUAUUAUUUUAUGUGUUCUACACUGUAAUUCAGCCCCCAACACUUCUGAUGGAUCCUUUUCAUUUCACUGAAAUCAGACCAAGAGGCGCACCUUGUUUCCUAGAUCAGAACUUUGUAAACUCAUUCUCUUUUGGAUUACAAUCACGUGUAAAUGAGUAUAAAUUCUGUUUAAAUCUGAGUUUUUGGGGGGUUGUGAAUCUGUGGUUUGAACAUGUUGUAGCCCAGCCAUCCAGUUCUGUACAGCUGCAAGCUCGUGUACACCACCAUGUGUCUGUGCCACAUUCUGAAGUGUUGAUACAGCUGUCACGCUGUUAGAGGUCUGCGAGCUCCUCACCAGCACACACCUACUACAUCAGACUGAUGCCACAAAACAUGAACAGAGUACACCGAACGCCUGUUGAUGCUGAUCACCCAACCGGUCUUGGAUAACACAAGCCUGCUGUUGGUUUUAGAAAAGUUUCAGCUGUGUUAAGUGUUGAAAAAAAUAAAAGCCAGUUGAAUUGUACUGUUACAAGGUUGCAGCAAUAAGCUGGGUGGUGCCACUGUACAUUGCACUUAUCACACACAGUCUAAACACAUCGCUGACGUCUUGCCAUGCAAUGGCCUUUGGACCAGUGGCGUGAAUUAGAUAUAGAGCAGGCAAACGCAGAUGUAGGUUUACUCAGAGUGGCUGAAACCAAAGUGGCUGCUCUGCAUGCUCCCUGCACCGCCCACUGGUUUGGAUGAUCACAGGGUCUUUCUUUGUCAUUGUAGUCAGGGCCUUAAACAGAUAAUUACCCGUCUUUGUCAGUCGGUAUAUUGGAGCUCUCUCCUCUGUUGAAAUGAUAACAGUAAAUGAGGUGAAAUCAUCAAAGAGACUGAUUCUAUGUUUGCUUCUUAUUUUUCAGAAGCCUGCCAUUCAGCUCUGUCUAUUUAUCUGUUCCUUCUGGGCCAAUGACUGAUCAACAGCAAAACAGAGCAGAUGUAUGAAAUAUUGUAUGUCAUUAUGUAUGUUACAUAGUAAUCAUUUAUGAUGUUUGUAAUGUCAUUGGGAUAAAUCUGUGCGUGCAUAUGGAAGAGACUCAAGUCAUUGGCUUCGGUGUCCAACUCUAAAUGGUACUUAACAGUAUGAGUGUUUCAGAGCAGUUUGUUGAGCUGUAUGAGCGGAACAAAAUAAAUGUGAAAUAUUUAACCAGUU
Molecule: messenger RNA, 2602 nt
Organism: Chelmon rostratus (copperband butterflyfish)
Lineage: Eukaryota; Metazoa; Chordata; Actinopteri; Chaetodontiformes; Chaetodontidae
Gene: rhoub
Product: ras homolog family member Ub
Exons: 3
Coding region: 186-917 (243 amino acids)
Biological process (GO): small GTPase-mediated signal transduction
Molecular function (GO): GTP binding; GTPase activity
Source: RefSeq, a predicted model, not a curated record